Molecule: messenger RNA, 2678 nt
Organism: Paramisgurnus dabryanus
Lineage: Eukaryota; Metazoa; Chordata; Actinopteri; Cypriniformes; Cobitidae
Gene: sytl1
Product: synaptotagmin-like 1
Biological process (GO): exocytosis; intracellular protein transport
Cellular component (GO): plasma membrane; exocytic vesicle
Molecular function (GO): small GTPase binding; neurexin family protein binding
Source: RefSeq, a predicted model, not a curated record
CGUAUUUUGCAGUUUGCCCGAAAGCGGGCGUGUGGGUGCCAGUCCUGCCAAAUCACGCACAGAUUCGAGUGUGUGCAGACUAGAGACGACCGACUACUCAAGUUAACUACAGUUAAAGAAAGGCGACGAUAAUGAAUGACCCAGAGGACCAUAUGUGAGACAAAGGAAACCCAAGUCCCUUUAUGAACAUGGACAUGGAUAAGCAUUAAUCCAGAUCAUCAUUUUAAAAACCAGAAGUGUGAUCUGUAUAAGGUGUGUCUGUGAUGGAAGGGGAACAUUUACUGAAUCUGGGUCAUCUAACUGAGGUGGAGCAAACUGUUAUCCUCAGUGUGCUGCUGAGAGAUGCUGAACUACGCAGCAAAGAGGAAGACCGAAUACGUAAACUUCAGCAGACCGAAUCAGACCCUGCCCGUUUUCGUUGGCUCUCAGGGGCGUGGUUUAAUGAGCAGCGCUCUAAAAGAUAUCAGAAGGGAGGUGUUGAUGUUGUGCAUGCAUCUUUACGCCGUAAGAAGCGUGAUAAAGAUGUCCCUCUGAUGGAGAUAUUCAGUAAUGGCAAUAACUCUUCUUCCCCGUUACCUGAGCGCCAAGAGGACAAAAAAAGUACAGAGGAAGAAGUGCUGGAAAAUAUAAACGUUGCAGAAGAUGGCAAGAGUCAGGAAGAGAACAAAAGAGAGAAGGAAGUUGUGGAAAGUCCUAUUCACAGAAUGGCCUUUGAAGCCCAAUCCAAGACAAAGAAUACAUCGGAAACAAAUGGUGUUUUGAGUCUUGAAGAAAGUGUUGUUCAGUCAGAGGACACGGACUGCAGAACUCUGUCAAGUGCAUUGCCCUCCAUGAAGGUUGACUCGGGGGGAGAUAUUAACUCUGGCAGUCCUGAACUGGAUCGUUCUAGAUUCGGCUCAGUCACCAGCUUGAGCUCGCAUCAUAUGAUGAAUGGCAGCUUAAUGAGCCUGUACAGUGUGGGGGAUUUCAGUGAUGUUGUGGUAUCAGGACAGAUUCAGUUCUCACUGCAGUACGAUACAAAAAAAGAAGAGCUUCACAUCCAUAUAAUACGCUGUCAAGAUCUCGCGUCGGCUCGCAAAAAUCGCUCCGACCCGUAUGUAAAAAUUUACCUUCUUCCUGACAACACAUCCCGCAGUAAGAAAAAAACAUCUGUAAAGAGGAAAACAUUAAAUCCAGUCUAUGAUGAGAUUAUAAAAUACAAAGUGCGCAGACUGGACCUUCAGGCUCGUGUGCUGAGUAUUUCAGUCUGGCACAUAGAGCGAAUGAGACGAAAUCUCUUCCUGGGUGAGGUGGAAGUGGGCUUGGGACAGUGGGACUGGGGUAACACACAACCUACCUGGUACACCCUCCAGCCAAGAGUUAAAAUAAGUCAAGAUGCCAACAUCAUCAACCGUGGGACUGUUCUCUUCUCAAUUAAGUUUAUACCUUCAAUAGGAAGUGGUAACCAAUUGACUGGUGAGCUGCACAUUUGGUUGAGAGAGAUUGUUGGCCUCCUUCCCACAAAACGUGGCACACCCAAUACUUACGUGAAAAGUGUUGUACUACCAGAUGAAAGUGGUGUCAGCGGCCAACAGACACGUGUGGUUCGAGGUUCUGUUAACCCACAGUUCAACCACACCAUGGUUUAUGAUGGGUUUGAGUCCAGUGAUCUUAUUCAAGCAUGCGCUGAGAUAACAGUCUGGAGCCAAAAGCCCUCUACCUGUCUGGGCGGAGUACGAUUAAGCACUGGCUCAGGUGUGAGUUACGGUCAGUCUGUUUGCUGGAUGGACUCUACAGAAGAAGAGAUAAGCGUGUGGUCCAGUGUUAUGCAGAGCCCCAACAGCUGGGUGGAAGCCAGUCUGCCAAUCAGGACAAAUUUACAGCUCUGCUCUGAGUAAACUGGGUUUAACAUGCAUAUUUGACCUGCUACUAUAGUUGUGUAACUGUCUGAGUAAUAAAUCAAUCCUGUUGCAUAUAGAAGAUGCAAAUAAUGACAAGGAUGUGAGAAAUCCACAGUAGAGUUAGGUUAAUGCUUUUGUAGACAGGGGCGUUGCACAAGAUCUCGGGCCCUAUGCAUAGGCAGUCUUGAUGGGCCCCCAUGCCCCACCCCCAUAAUAUAGUCAGACUUUUCAAGGGCCCUCUCUUCCUUUGGGGCCCUGGUAAUCAGUACUGGUUUUACCCCCAGUCCGACUCCCCUGUUUGUAGAAUUAUCACUAAGUACUUAUUAUCAAUUAGGCCUAAAUCUCUGUCGGUCAAAACAAACCAGACAUGAACCUCUACAUGGAGGGCAAAUGUAAAGAAAGAAAAAGAAAAACAUAAUUGCACAAGGAUUUGUUAAAAAUGAUCCAUUACGCAUUUUUCGUUGGUUAUGUUGUGAAUUAAUAAAACAGACAAAUUGGUGAAUAAUGAUGUCACCAUUAGAAGAGCUUAUGUUAGACUUAUGAAUGUGAUACAAAUCUUAAUAGAAACAAAGGGACACUCCACUUUUUUUGAAAAUGUGCUUAUUUUCCAGCUUCCCUAGAGUAACACAUUUGAUUUUUACUGUUUUGGAAUCCAUUCAGACAAUCUCCGGGUCUGGCGCUAGCAUUUUUAGCAUAGCUUAGCAUAAUCCAUUUAAUCUGAUUAGACCAUUAGCAUUGCUCUAACAAAAUAACCAAAGAGUUUCUAUAUUUUCCUAUUUAAAACUUGACUCUUCUGUA